This is a messenger RNA of Eublepharis macularius, 12509 nucleotides long. RefSeq names its product neurobeachin like 2 (gene NBEAL2). Gene Ontology annotation, molecular function: protein kinase binding. Gene Ontology annotation, biological process: intracellular protein localization. The record is from RefSeq and is a predicted model, not a curated record. The transcript has 55 exons. Bases 53 to 8410 code for a protein of 2785 amino acids. NCBI's taxonomy places the organism in Eukaryota, Metazoa, Chordata, Lepidosauria, Squamata, Eublepharidae. Gene Ontology annotation, cellular component: cytosol; membrane.
GCCUGAGCCGCCCCCGGAGGGAGGCCGGCGGGCGGGCGGGCGCGCAGGCAGGAUGGCUUCCAAGGAGCGGCUCUACGAGCUGUGGAUGCUCUACUUCGCCAAGAAAGACUUGGCAUACCUGCAGCAGUGGCUGGAAGCGUUUGUCACCAAUUUUGAGAAGAUCAUUGCUGUGCAUUCACUGGAUCCCAGAAGGCCGGAAGACUCUGUCUCCGAGAUUCCGCUGCUGCCCUGCGACGUCCUCCAGGUACUGACCCAGCAGCUGACAUGCAGCGUCUCCCAGAUCGCCCGCGACGAGGUGGCCGAGGCAGGCCUCAGCCGGGCGCUCCUGCUUGUCAAGUUCUUCAUCAUCAUUUGCAGGAAUCUGGAAAACAUCCAAGCGGACCAGCCCCCGGCAUUCAUUCGGGAAGUGAUCAGUUUGCUGUCUGCCUAUUCUACCAAGCUCAAGAGCACCCAGGGGCAGGGCUUCCCAUUCAGGGGCCAGCUGGAGAGCAUCGCUCUGUAUGCCCUGCACCUCUGCGAAUGCCUCUUUGACCCCUACCAGACGUGGAGGAGACAGCUGAGCGGGGAGAUCGUCAGCAUGAAAGAGAAGAGUAAAUACAAGUUUGGACCGGCUGCGUUGCCUCCGGAGUUCGGCUCCUUUUUCCAAGAGUGUUUCCAAGAGGACGAACAACUUCCAGAGGCCCUUCAGCUCCGGCUCAUCCAUCUCUUCGGGGCAGUUAUUUCGGGAGCCAAGCAAAAUGCCCUCGUGGUGGUCACGCCAUCUUCAGUCGAAGUCCUCAUGACAGUACUCCGGAGGUGGUGCUGGCCAGCAAGCGGUCCUUCCAAAGACCUCAGGUUACUGCAGCUGACCCUGAAGAGCCUGGUUGGGAUGGUCCACAUUCUGCACGCCAGCAGCCCCAGCCAACGCAAGGUGGAGAUCCGGUCCAUCUUGGGUAGCUUCUUCAAGGUUCUCAACUCAGACCAGCCCAUGGCCUCGUUGGACGGUUCGCCGGGUCCUCACUGGGAGGAGAAGCUCAUCACCCUCCGGGUGAACAUGUUGGAUGCCAUUCCUGAAAUGCUGAGCUGCGACGACCGGCCCGUCUUGCAGGCAAUCUUCCUCAGCAACAACUGCUUUGAGCAUAUCAUUCGGCUUAUCCAGAACAGUAAGCUCUACCUGAGCACUGAGUGCAAAGCCUCGGGGAACGAUCUCUCCAAGCGGUUCCUGACUGAGAUGGAUAUCCAUCAGGUCUUCGACAGCCGUUCUGAUGCCCUUGCGGUUCACGCUAUCGGAGUCCUCACGUCCAUCAUGAGCAGUUCCCCCUCAGCCAAGGAGGUGUUCAAAGAAAGGAUCGGCUACUCCCACUUGUACGAAGUUCUGAAGAGCCAGAGCCAGCCGACCAGGAGGCUGUUGCAGGAGCUGCUCAACAUGGCAGUUGAGGGAGACCACACAUCUUGCCCCCCACGCCUGAUCCACAACGAACAGCCACUGUUGAUUCUGAUCUCGUGGCUUCCAGAGCUGAAGUCCCGGGAAUUGCAGAUCUUCCUUUCCGACUGGCUGAAGAAAAUCUGCGACUCCUCCCUCCAGAGCCGCACAACAUGUGUGAAGGCUGGGAUGGUUGGCUGCCUCUUGGAUGCUUUGUGCGCCACUGAGCACGAACUGGACGGGAAAUGUGCUGAGAACCUCAUCUGCCUGCUGCAAGUUCUGGGCAGCCUUUCCAUCCGACCGGGCGAAUUCAAGCAACUCCUCAAGCUGCUCCGGACUGACCUGGGCAAGGGAGCCCAUCCGUACACCACCCAAGUCAUCCGAGCGCUCUCAGGCAUGGCCCGGAAGGACAGGCCAGAGCGAGCUCUUCAGUACUUUGACCUUACCCCGAGCAUGGCUGGGAUUAUGGUGCCUGCUAUUCAGAAGUGGCCUGGAAGUGGCUUCGCCUUUCACGCCUGGGUGUGCCUCGUUGAGGAGCCGAAAGAUUCCCCCGAGGAAGCUGCCAAGUUGAAGCGGAAGCAGCUGUACAGUUUCUUCACAGCCAGCGGGACUGGCUUUGAGGCCUUCUUCACAACCGAUGGGAUGCUAGUGGUGGCCGUCUGCACCAAGAAGGAGUACAUGACGGUUGCUCUCCCGGAGUUUCCUUUCAACGACGCAGCCUGGCAUUGUGUCGAUAUUGUUCACAUCACCGGCCGCCGGCCCUUCGGCCAGAACCUCGUAAACAUCUACGUGGAUGGGCAGCUGCAGAAGAUAGCUCAGCUGCGAUUUCCCUCCCUGGGUGAGUCCUUCACUUCUUGCUGCAUCGGCUCGGCCGGCCACCGGACAACCACCACCAUGACCACUCAGUCCUCUCCGUGCCACUCACCAGACCUCGGCUUCCCUGCUCACCCUCCCCUGAGCCGUUCCCAGUCCUUCCCAGCUUCUCUGGCGCCACAUGCCUGGAUGCCCAUCCCCCCUCAAGUUCCCCGGGAAGGCGUGGUUUCCACGAUGAUAGCUGGGAGCCAAGAUACAGAGUGGGGGGUGCCCACGUCCCUGGAGGGGCACCUCGGGUCUGCCUCGAUCUUCUACGAAGCACUGCAGCCGGCUCAAGUGAAGGCGCUCUACUCCUCAGGACCAAAUGUGACAUCACCAUUUAAGCCGGAAGGGGAUUUCCUGGAGCUCAGCAACAAACUCCUUCUGUAUUACACGCCACAGGCUUGCAAAAGCAACAUCUGCCUGGAUCUCUCCCCGAACCACUUCUUCGAUGGGAGGCUGACGGGACACAAAGUGGUGAACUGGGAUGUCAAGGACGUGGUCAACUGCAUUGGUGGAUUGGGGGUGCUGCUCCCCCUACUGGAUCAGGUGGUGUCUCAGAAAAAGGAGUCCGAAGACAGUCAGGAAACCCACGGCCUUGUCGGCCCGGAGCUGACUUCUUCCCGGAACGCCCAGGGCAUGCUCAUCCCGCUGGGGAAAUCCUCAGAAAGCCGACUGGAAAAGAAUGGAGUGGCUGCCUUCCUGCUGUUGGUGAAAAACUUUAUCCGCGGUCACCCUGUCAAUCAAGAGAGCCUGGUGCAGUGCCAUGGGCCGGCAAUCAUUGGAGCCCUGCUCCAGAAUGUCUCCAGCCAGAUGAUGGACAUGAAUGUGCUGAUGGCCUCUCAGAUCCUUAUGGACCAGGUGGCUUCUGAAGGGCACAACCUUUUGCUGCACCUCCUCUACCAAUAUCUACUGUUUGACUUCCGCAUCUGGAGCAACAGCGAUUUCGCUGUCCGGUUGGGCCACAUCCAGUACCUGUCCAACAUCAUUAAAGAUCACAAACAAAGGAUCCGGAAGAAAUACGGGGUCCAGUAUAUCCUAGACUCCAUCAGGACCUAUUAUGGGACUUACAAGGAGAAGCCGGUGGCAACAGACGACAUCAAGACCGUGCAAACUUCCCUCUUUAGCCUGGUCAAGGACUUCCUCUGCCGAAGCUUCUCCACAGAGGAAAUGCAAAGCACCCUCAACUACCUCGCUGCUGUGAACGAUGAACACCAGGUGUGUGGAGUGCUGGAGGUGAUCCACAGCUUGCAGAAGAGCUCCCCAGCCCAGGAGCAGCUCUUCGCCUUCCUGUUUGAGCCGGGAAACGUCGAGAUCUUGUUCUCACUUCUUGUUCAGAGGAAGUUCUCCGAUGAUGUGCGUGAGAGGAUAUUCAAGAUCCUCUACAAGCUGCUGAAGUACGAGAAGGUGAGCGAGAGGAACAAGCAGCGCCUGAAGCUGAAGGACAUCGGCUACCAGGGCUUCACCUCCUACCUGAACGACAUCCCCGUCUCUAUGCAGCUCUUCCGCCGUCUUCUGGAGCAAGUGCUCGGACCAGACACCCCAAACUACAAAGAUUUGAUGGCUGUGGUUUACCUCUCCCACCGGGCAGAACUGACAGUCAGGCUGGACAUCUGCAGAAAGCUGUUCUACCUGAUUUACUCCCAGCAAGACAUGGUGAAGCAGCUGGCCAAGCUGGCCAGCUGGCAGGAUACCCUCACCAAGCUGUAUGUCAAGGAAUCCUACGAGUCCCGCCAACACAGCUUGUCGGGCUCCACCAAUAGUGGGGGCUGCCUUGAUCUCUUGAGGAGCUCCAGCCAGCCAACCUCAGAAACAGGGAAGGAUCCAGCGGAUGCCCUGAAUCCGGCCCCUGCUGAUCUCCAGGACCUCGAUGUCUUCCUCCCGCUGGGCUACGAGGCCUCGGAUCAAGAGCUUUCAGAAGGUUUCUCCGACCACUCCAUCUCCCCCACCAACCAACGGGGCAAGCCUUUCCACCCAUACGGCUUCAAGUCCUUUGACUCCCUAGACCUCGCCAGCCAUUCCUCCUCUUCCAACAUCAUUGACCUUCCCGGGCAGGGCGAAGCCCAUGCUGGAGACACAGUCCAUGUGGACAGGGUCUACCACCCUCUUUCUCCCUUCUCCAUGUCCCCCUUCGACCUUGGCUUGGAUAUAGGGAGUACCAGCUCUGCAGCUACAGCAGAGAGUGGGAACCAGACCCCGGUGAGCUUGCCCGGGACCCCUUCACCUCUGGAGAACUUCAAGCCCUUCCCGGGGACACGAGCUCGGAAAAGCUCCAGCCUCUCCAAUGUGCUGGAUGAGACCAGCUAUCAGGAGACCUUACCCAGCGACAACGUCUCCAACACGAGCAACCCUCAGCAAACCCCUGAAGAAGAACUCUGCAACCUGCUGACCAACAUUAUCUUCUCCGUGACCUGGCGAGGGGUGGAGGGGUGCGACGACGUGGCCUGGAAGGAGCGGGGGCAGGUCUUCUCCGUCCUCACCAAGCUGGGCUCCGCCUGUGAGCUGGUGCGCCCCCCGGAUGAGAUCAAGCGCAGUCUCCUGGAGAUGAUGUUGGAGUCGGCCUUGACAGACAUUAAAGAGUCCACCGCGGCGACACUGCCCAGUCUCACCCAGAAUGCACUCAAGCUGCUGCGUCUCCUUCAGGAUGUCUUGUUUUCGGAGGGCCAAAGCAACCAGGCCUUGUGGAGCGAGAAGGUCUAUGAAGGUAUCAACAGCCUGCUGGAGAAGUUGGUGGUGUGGUCCCACUUGGCCAACGGCACCUCUGACCUGAAGGAGAUGGCCCAGAUUGGCCUGCGGGUGCUAGUCGGGUAUAUUAUGCUGGACGAUAUGCAGUCCUUGGCCUGUGCGAAGCUCCACAGCCUGCUGCAGACAGCCUCAGCUCCUAAGAAGGAGGAAGCCUGCUACCUGCUAGGCAACCUGGCAACUCCCCUCCAGCGCUCGCUUCACACCAAGUCGGAGACCUUCUCCCGCCUGGUACCCAUCAUCCGCACCCUGAUGGACCAGUGUUACGACACCUUGCAGCUCCAGCACUUCCUUCCUUCUCUGCCCCCCACCAACGGCAGCCCCACCUUCUACGAAGACUUACAGGUGUUCUGCACCACACCGGAGUGGAAGGCGUUCAUCGAGAAGCACGUGCAGCCCAAUAUGACCCAGUUUGAAACCGACACGUUUGCCAAGAGCCACGACCACAUGUCCAACUUCUGGAACUCCUGUUACGACGCCCUGAUGAGCAGCUCUCUGAGGAGGGAGAAGGAGAAAGCCGAGAGCAGGAGGAAGUUCCAGGAGCUCAUCUUGGAACCGGUGAUGAAACGGGCGAAGUACGAGAACAUCCGACACACGAACAUGCUGAAGCAGGUCAACAACCAUCACCACACCGUCUUGAAGCAGUGGAGAGCUCUGAGGCGCCUGCUGACCUCCCAGUGCUCUGCCUGGGCUGACCGGAAUCCUCCUGAGAUGCACUGGAAGCUGUCAGGGGCAGAGACCUACUCUCGCAUGAGGCUGAAGCUGGUACCCAAUUAUAACUUCGACUGCCACGUGGAGGCCAGCGCUCUCCGUGACAACCUAGGUGCCGAUUGCUCCCCCAAGCCAGCCGAGGCUUUCCCCCUGGCCGUAGCCAAGGAGGCGAAGGUCAGUAAAAUGCAGGAUGACCAGCUGGCCGAAGACGAACUCUUAUUCCCAGACAAUCAAGUGGAGAAUAAGGAGCAGAGUCAGCGGGAAAAGCUGGUGAUCUCUGAGGACUGUGAGCUGAUCACCACCGUGGCCGUGGUCCCGGGACGCCUGGAGGUCACCACUCAGCACCUUUACUUCUAUGACGGAACCAGCGAGAAGGAGGAGACCGAGGAAGGAAUUGGUUACGAUUUCAAGCGCCCCCUGUCGCAGCUCCGAGAACUGCACCUUCGCCGGUACAACCUCCGCCGGUCCGCUCUGGAGUUCUUCUUCAUCGACCAAGCCAAUUACUUCCUCAACUUCAAGAAAAAGGUUAGAAACAAGGUGUAUUCUUCCAUCCUCGGACUGCGACCUCCCAACCAGAUUUAUUAUGGCAGCCGUUCUCCUCAGGAAUUAUUGAAGGCCUCAGGCUUGACUCAGAAAUGGGUUUACAGGGAGAUCUCCAACUUCGAGUACCUCAUGCAGCUCAACACCAUCGCAGGCCGCACCUACAACGAUCUCUCCCAGUAUCCCGUGUUUCCAUGGAUCCUGCAGGACUACGUCUCGGAGACUCUGGAUCUCAGCAACCCCGCUGUCUUCCGUGAUCUUUCCAAGCCCAUUGGGUUGGCCAAUGAGAAGCACGCCAAGGAUGUUAAAGAGAAGUAUGAGAGCUUUGAGGACCCCACGGGCAUGAUUGAUAAGUUCCAUUACGGCACUCAUUAUUCUAACGCGGCCGGCGUCAUGCACUACCUGAUCCGCACGGAGCCAUUCACAACCUUACACAUCCAACUGCAAAGCGGAAGGUUUGACUGCUCUGACCGCCAGUUCCACUCGGUUCCUGCGGCGUGGCAAGCCCGUAUGGAAAACCCUGUGGAUGUGAAGGAGUUAAUCCCAGAAUUCUUCUACUUCACGGAUUUCUUGGAGAACCAGAAUGGUUUUGAUCUGGGCUGUCUUCAGCUGUCGAAUGAAAAGGUGGGGGAUGUGGUCCUUCCCAGGUGGGCAAAAUCCCCCGAAGAUUUCAUCCGCAAGCACAGACAAGCUCUGGAAUCGGAGUAUGUGUCAGCCCAUCUCCAUGAAUGGAUCGAUCUCAUCUUUGGGUACAAGCAGAGGGGCCCAGCAGCCGUGGAGGCCCUGAAUGUCUUCUAUUACUGCACUUACGAAGGGGCAGUCGACUUAGAUGCCAUUGCUGACGAAACCCAGAGGAAGGCAUUGGAAGGCAUCAUCAGCAACUUCGGGCAGACCCCGUGUCAGUUGCUAAAGGAGCCCCACCCAGCCCGCCUGUCUGCUGAAAACGCCGCUAGGAGACUUGCUCGCUUGGACACCUCAUCCCCUAAUGUGUUUGAGAACCUCAGUCAGCUCAAGUCCUUCUUUGUGGAGGGCAUCAGUGACAGGAUUCCAUUGGUGCAGGCGGUGGUCCCCAAGAACCAGGCCCAUUCCUUCAUGACUCAGGGCUCUCCCGAUAUGCUGGUCACUGUCAGCGACAAUGGGCUUCUAGGGACCCACGGCUGGCUGCCCUACGACAAAAACAUCUCCAAUUAUUUCAGCUUCACCAAAGACCCCACGGUCUCCAACUCCAAAACCAAGCGCUACCUGUACGGCCCCUUUGCACCAGGGGUGGAUGUGUCCUUCAAGACCCUUGCCAUCUCUCACGACGGGAAGCUCCUCUUCAGCGGGGGCCACUGGGACAACAGCUUGCGUGUCACCUUGCUGAGUAAAGGGAAGGUUGUGGGACACAUCAACAGACAUAUAGAUGUCGUCACUUGCCUGGCCUUAGAUCUGUGCGGAAUCUACCUCAUUUCCGGGUCGCGGGACACCACCUGCAUGGUGUGGCAGGUCCUCCAACAGGGUGGUUUCUCUUACGGCCUGGCACCCAAGCCUGUCCAGGUUCUCUACGGGCACGACGAUGAAGUCACGUGCGUGGCCAUCAGUACCGAGCUGGACAUGGCUGUGUCGGGGUCGAAGGACGGCACCAUCAUUGUCCACACCAUCCGCCGAGGCCAGUUCAUGAAGUCGCUCAAGCCCCCCUGCGAGAGUUCCCUGCCGAUCACCAUCUCCAACCUCGCUGUGGGCCAAGAGGGGCAGAUCGUGGUGCAAACCACCAUGGAGGGCAGGGCCUCUCUGAAGGACAAGUUUGCCCUGCACCUGUACUCUGUCAACGGCAAGCACCUGUCUUCCGUCCCGCUGGAUGAGCAGGUCACCUGCAUGUGUGUUACCAAGGAGUUUGUCGUGUUGGGAACCAUUCAGUGCUCACUGCAGAUUAGAGAGCUGUGGAGCCUCCAAGCAGCCAUUCCCCCUUUGGCCAUGAAGGUCCCUAUCCACAGCGUCUCUGUGACCAAGGAGAUGAGCCACAUCUUGGUGGGGCUGGAAGAUGGGAAGCUGAUUGUGGUGGGAGCAGGGCAGCCCUCGGAGGUGAGGCCGGGUCAGUUCCACAGGCGGCUCUGGCGUUCGACACGGCGCAUCUCCCAGGUGUCAUCUGGCGAGACAGAAUACAACACAACAGAGUCCAAAUAACCGUCCCGGGUUGGCUUUCAGCCUUCCUGUUGCCUUGUGGCUGCGGCUGCGGCAGAGGACCCAAGACCUGUCCUGCCCUGUCUGCUGGGGGUGUUUUCAGCCACUCCCCCGCUAGUAGCCUGCUGCUGGUGGGCCCCCUGCGUGGCCCCUGGGUUGGAACAGCAGAAAUUGCCUCGAGGAUUCCUUGGCGGGCCAGAGGUCUGUGCCCAUCUGGCGCAGUGCUCCAGGUGCGGGUGUGCGCAGGACAAUCUCCGGGGGGGGGGGGCUCUCGUGAGUCCGGCCAGCUGUUCCCCCAUUUCUUGAUUACUAUAAUUAUUAUCAUUUGAUUCCUGUGGAGCUUGAAGUGGCAAAUGUUUGUAUUAGUCGUCUUACACUGGAAAGAGAGGAAGAGGACUAAGUGGGAUGGGAGGGUGAGAGCAAUCGCUGCCUUCUGCUGCCCGGCAGGAAACACAAUGCAAUAGACACACGCCAGCCUCAAGACAGCGGUCUGGUCUUUCUCCGAUGGCCUUAAGCAGACCCUUUCUUGCACUACGUACAAAACCUGCACCGGAACCAAGGACCGCGGCGUCUUGUUUGUCCCGGCUGGGGAGGGGGCAGUCUGCACACUCUGAGAGAAAGCUUUAACAGGGAGCUGGAAAGGGAAGGUAUUGAUAGGAGCCGCCUGUUCUUCUCUGGUGGGGGGACACACACUCUCGGUGCUUGGCAGAAGAUAUUUAGCACGGCAGCCAAACCUGCAUGCGUUAAAGCAGAGGGGUGUGGCAAACAGGCAGGUGUGUGCUACCUCACUGGGUUGUUUUUCCCCCAAUUUCUGGUCCACGCGGAUUGGGUCACUUCCUACUGGUGACCUCCAGUGAGACCUAUUGACUCGGGAAGGGGGCGUCUGCAAGUAUCUGGCACCUCUGGAUAGAAGCAGGAUUCUGGUUCUUCCGGCAUCUUCACCAGCAAUUAGCCCCUCCUCUUGGUAGUCUUGUGUCUUUACCCAACCCUCGCAGCCUUUCCAUUGUCGCUCGAGGGGAGAGUCUACCUAAGAUUUUGUGCAGCACCAACAAGGAAGUCCUUCUCUCGGCCUGCCUCGCUUCACGUCCUCCCAAGUGCAGCGCUGCCUUUCUGGAAGACGGCGACUCCUCGGUUGCCAUCCCUGGCCCAAAGCAAGGCACGGCUGGAGCUUUGAAAGGAUUUACGGGAACUGCUGUUUCAAAGAGUCUCACAGGGUCUAUUGGGGGAAUCUCCAGCCCUUCGUUCACUUUGUGUCGCUGUCCGUCCCGUUCCCCUUUAAGCACUUUUUGAUAACCAAAACUGCUCAGCAUUGAAAGUGAAAUAAAAACUGUUUUUCAGAAGAGAAAUGCUUGAUACAUCGCAGCUCCUAACAAGAAGCCUCCAGGGCUUUUUUGGAACUCGUCCCCCCUCCGGUGAACCUUGCUUGCUUUUCUCCAAGCCUUUCCUGGUGCCAGUCGAGAUGGACUGGAAGUGGGGAGAGCAAGUGUAAGGUUUGGCAGGGUGAAACAAGAACUGGGUUCCCUUUGAAACGGAGGGGUUUCCCUGGAUCUACUGAAUCUGCUGAAACCUAGAGCAGAUUUCCCUUGGAUCCAGCUUUGAGAAGUUAAUUUCUGUCCCUCCCAACAGACAGUCCUGAUUUUGGUGAAAAGAAUGAUUUAGAGAUGAGAGAAGAUCGUGUGGACUUUGAUCGGUAGCCAUCUCAGUGGCUCGGCUCUGGAAAGAGAAGGAUCCUGGCUUUAUAUUUUUCUGCCCUAGCUGACCAGUAACUGCCUGGCUUUGUUCCAUUCCUCUGCACACCCGUAUUUUGUGAAAUUGGGAGUAGGCUUGGGUGGGUUUUUUUGGCAGAAGUGUUAGUUCAGGUGUUCUCAUUAGUUCUUUCUCCAGUUGCUCCGCCUGUCUGGCGUUCAUGCCCGUGUGGCCCUUUGAUUAAGGAGAGUGAACUGGUUAGAAGCUUCAUGCCAAAAGGUUACCUCUGUUCCAUAUAUUCAGUUUGGCUGCCCACUCUGACAUGGUACAAUGCAAGGACUUUGGACUUAAGUCACCCUGAACCAAAGCCGUAGUUGGUCUGGGAGAAAACAGGGAUGCUUGGAGUGCUGAGCGCUGAAUCUUCAGUCUCGGUUCCAUCUCUCUUGUCGUAUAGGGCAUAUCGAUUCAUUAGGAUUACUGAUGCUUAAACAGACGUAUCUCCCCUGGAUCCCAAUUCUGGGUCCCUCCGUUCUGUCUUCCACGCAGCUUCCUUCCUACUUCAUAUCCUGUGUCCAUCCCCACUGCAUAGAGAACGUUCUGCCACUACGGUUUCACAUGGAAGACCUUCAGUUCUGUUGGAUGCUACCCUGAGAAAGCAGCCAAUACUUUAUCCCCGAGCAAGUUUGGUGUUGACUCUUGAUGGUUCAUAAGCCGCGUGGUUGGCUUUUCCUCUGUUGCUUUUCUUUCGGGGGGAGGGGGCCGCUGCUGUGACUGUUGCUUGUGUGGGUUCAAGAAUGCGCGGACCUGGUCGUCUGUGCUUAUGUGCAAGUGCCAUGGUUAAACACUCAAAACAGCGGGCUCCGGUGUCGCCUCCUAGCUCUGGAGCCUGGAAUUGUAAAAAGGGGACGCCUUCUUUCAAACAGGGCUGGGCAGGAAGAUGAAGCCUUUGACUCAUUACAGCCCACUAGAAGAGCUGCACCAGCUUUGUAGGCCUCAAGCACGGCACUGUGAAUCUCGACAUUCAGGAGUGGGAGAUGUUUUGCACUGGACUGUUGACUGCUGAAGGUUUUUGCAUGGAGAAUCUCUUACCUUUGCCAAGGAAGGACUCACUCUCCUUCUCUUUCUUAGGACCAACCGAUUCUCCCUUGCCCCCCUCUGUGGAUCCAGGAACAACUCGUAUUCAGACAAUAGAAGAUAUGCUUCUCUCCUUCCUUUUGCUAAAGAGAAGGUCCAAGCUCUUAAAGCAAUGACCUCUUGCCCUAUUUCCCCCUCCCCCCCAAAGUAAAUCCUUGGCGAAGACCAAGUUUCAAGAACACCAAGUGCAAUAUUGGCAUUUUGCAGGAAAAGAUGCUCUUUUCUUGACUGUCCUGUUGUAUCAUUGUUUUUUCUGUGUACAUAAUUAUAUAUAAAUAGGUUUUGUACCUUUUAUGAAUGUUGAUCCAACAUUUUCUACUGUUUUGUAUUUUAUGGGGGGAAAGAGUUACUUUGAGCUUUUGGGACUCCUGCUGAAUUUGUGAGAGCAGCCACGGCUCCAUGUGGAUUUGUCCUCCGUUCAGAAUGAGCAUUUGGGGUGGGUGGGGGGACCUGGUAACCCUUCUGGAGGGCUGCCUGCUGGCGAAAUCUUUUUGGUCCCAUCUCUUUGUUCUGUUCUGGCUUUGUAGGGAUCAAAUGGGCUUGAUGGAGUUUUUCUGCUCCGUGUCUCGGAGUGACUUGACCAGUUCUUCGGUGGUCCUGAUUGGAAAGCGGCAACUGUGGCAAGGGAGACGUGGUUCCCGUUGCAUCACACUUUGGUGCAUACAGUGAAUUGGGAGGAGGUUGGGGGAAAGUGGGAAAGCAAAGCGGCAAGCCAGUUUUGCACUACCUUCCCUCCCCCCUGCUUUAAACAUGGGUUGGUGUUGAUGCAGAAGGAGUUUUGAGUUUCAGAAGGGUUUUCCACACCUGCUGUUUCAGAUUCCUGUGAGAAUGAGCCCUUCUGGUGUUCUAAUUUGACAUGGUCUCCCCUCGAGUUGCGCCUUCCUCUGAGUACUGUAUUUCAGGAGGCAUUCCGUGCAGUCACACGUCUCUCCCUGUCCUGUUUCCCUUCCUAGAAAUUUUGCUAGUCCCUGUGGGAUUCUGGAGGAACUGAGUAAGAGCUAAGUGAUUAAAAGGGCACCAGAAAGUUAGUCGAAGGAAAAGGAACUAGUCACACCUAAACGUUUCUGCAAUUUCAGCACGCACGUGUGAGCAGAUUUCCUUUGUGUGCUGCACGGAGGGUCUCUCCCAGAUCCAUCGUUACAGAUUUGUGCAGCACUUGAGCAGCGCGGUUAGGCUCAGAGCCAAGCUACAAGUGACGCCUGACACAGGUUGGACACUUGUCAGCUUCCCUCAGGUUUUGAUGGGAAAUGUAGGCGUCCUGGUCUUGCAACUGUAAUGGAGA